Akanthomyces muscarius is the source of this 570-nucleotide messenger RNA. RefSeq lists its product as uncharacterized. The coding region runs from base 1 to 570 and encodes 189 amino acids. The transcript has 5 exons. Gene Ontology annotation, biological process: negative regulation of transcription by RNA polymerase II; positive regulation of transcription by RNA polymerase II. Gene Ontology annotation, molecular function: zinc ion binding; DNA-binding transcription factor activity, RNA polymerase II-specific; RNA polymerase II cis-regulatory region sequence-specific DNA binding. NCBI's taxonomy places the organism in Eukaryota, Fungi, Ascomycota, Sordariomycetes, Hypocreales, Cordycipitaceae. The record is from RefSeq and is a predicted model, not a curated record.
AUGCUACAAAGGCAAGAUGGCUGUCAAGGAGGAGAGGAGGCAGCUAGCGUUACCCCGCCCCCUAACGACGUGACAGCGCUACCCGCGCAGAACCAACAGUCAUCUGUGACUAUCGCAUGCCGGAAUUGUGCUACUACAAUUACACCGCUUUGGAGACGAGAUGGAAACGACCACGUCAUCUGCAAUGCAUGCGGUCUGUACUACAGGCUCCACAGACUCCACCGUCCAAUAACGAUGAAAAAGGCCACGAUCAAGAGACGCAAGAGAGUCAUUUCUGCAAACCAGGAGGAGGAGGCCGAAGACGGAGAUGUGGAAAUGGAAUCGCGCAGCAACGAGACGAUACCGGAACGAGAUUCGGCUUCCGCCGUUGGCACCGAGGGAGGCUACGGCAAUGCUAAGCAGACGACGGAUCAGAAUACUCAAUUCCACCUUGGAGAUCUCUGGCUGAAUAAUACUCAUGAAAAGGAUAAAGAAGCAGAACGAACGCAGGUACUGGAGAGAGAGGCGGAAAGGAUUCGCGAGAUGCUUGCCGCUAAAGAGCGAGAGCUGUACAAACUCAGGACUGGCUGA